ACCCAGUGGGUGAGGAUGGAUGGUGAACCGGCCACCAGAGAGCACUUGCUUAUGGCCCUGGCUGACUUGGACUUCAUUCUGAUAAGAGCUGCUCAUAGCAGGGAAACUGAGGAGGCCGCAAUCAGUGGCAUCAGCUUGGACAUUGCUGAAAGUCGGGAGACCGGACUAGAAAGAGCAUCUUCUGUGGAACAGUGUGCUUGCCCUAGAGGAUACAAGGGUCUCUCUUGUGAGGACUGUGACACCGGCUACACGAGGUCAGGUGGAGGUCUGUACCUGGGACUGUGUGAACCCUGCCAGUGUAAUGGCCACUCUAGCGAAUGUGACCCGGAGACUGGUGUGUGCCGAAACUGCCGACACAACACACAGGGAGACAACUGCGAACGCUGCUCUAGGGGUUUCUUUGGAGAUGCCAGCAGGGGCACAGUCAAUGACUGUCAGAAGUGUCCAUGUCCAUUGACAGAGUCACCUAACCAGUUCAGUCCAGAAUGUGUUCUAAGCCCUGAUGGACAGGUUACCUGCACUGCCUGUCCUAUUGGACACACUGGACGAAGAUGUGAAAGGUGUGCACCUGGUUACCAGGGUAAUCCCAAUCAGCCAGGAGACUACUGUAAACUGAUUAAUGUGACAUGUGAUUGUGAUGGAAGAGGCACUGUGCCCAACACUCUGUGUGACCCCAACACUCAACAGUGUCAGUGUAAGAAUAACGUGCAAGGUCGCCGGUGCAGCACAUGCAGAGAGGGUUACUUCAACCUGAACAGUGAAAACGAGAUGGGAUGUCUGAGAUGUUUCUGUAUGGGCGUCAGUACCAGGUGCUCCAGCUCUAACUACUACAGAGAUGAGAUUGUCCCCAUGCUGAACUCUGACGGCACCCACAACUUCCAGCUGACCAACCGCAGGCUGUCCCGAACCAUCACCGAUGGCUUCAACAUUAAUGCAGACCGUAAUGAGAUCACAUUCAGAAACUUUGGAGGCAUUCAGAGAGAGCAGGAGAGUUUGUUCUUUUCUCUUCCACCUAAGUUUAGAGGUGACAAGAUAUCAUCAUAUGGAGGCAGCCUCAAGUUUGGUCUCUCAUACACAACAUCUUAUGACAGUGGACGAGAGUACAUGGAUGUCGAUGUGGAGAUCAUUGGCAAACAAGAUAAGAGAAUGUACUACCUCCACCGACCAUCACCGAAAGCAAGAGAGUCUUACUCAUAUGACAUCCUUCUGACUGAGAGCUCAUUCAGGAAUCUGAUGGAUGGGCAGACGCCAUCAAGGGAAGCCUUUUUGACGGUGCUGGCUGACAUCGAGGCUAUUCUCAUCAGGGCCACUUACCACACGGUCAUGGACACGGUGACCUUGAGUGACCUGCGCAUGGAGAUUGCUGUCCCCAGACCCACAGGACAGCGACCCGCCCCAGAAGUGGAGAGCUGUGUGUGUCCAGAGGGAUACACUGGUUUGUCUUGCCAGGAAUGUGCUGGUGGCUAUCUGAGAGUGGAAGACAGUGGAACAGCCAUCGGCCGCUGUGUCAGGUGUAGCUGCAAUGGGCAUGCAACAAGUUGUGACCCAGAGACUGGAGUCUGCCAGAACUGUCAACACAACACAGUGGGUGACAGAUGUGAACGCUGUGCUCCAGGCUUCUAUGGAGAUCCUGCAGCCGGCACUGCUUAUGACUGCAGGCCCUGCCCUUGUCCACUGACCAUACCCUCCAACCAGUUUUCUCCCACAUGCUUCCUGGAUCAAGACACCAGAGUUACCUGUGACCGAUGCCCACCAGGUUACACAGGCAGAGAUUGUGGACAGUGUGCUCCUGGUUUCCAGGGAAACCCUCGUGAACCUGGUGGCCAAUGUGAAAGAACUAUUCCUAGUCAAUUGCCAACAGUAACAGUAAACCCUGUCAGCCUGUCUCUACCUCUGGGAACAACCGCAGUCUUCCAGUGUAUCCCUAGUGGCAAAUCUCCAUUCAAUGUGGUGUGGAGCAGACUAGAUGGUCGCCAGCUACCUCGCCGGGCCACACAAGGACCUGGUCCUAAUUACCUACUGACCAUACCAAAUCUAGAAUUUACUGACUCCGCAAGAUAUGUGUGUCAAGUGAGCAAUGCUGAUGGAACAACCAGGGAGCAAGCUACACUCAAUGUUGAGCAAGUCACCCGUCCAGUCAGAAUCAGAAUUGAGGAGCCUACAAACAUUGUUGCCAGGCCUGGCCAGACUGUACGGCUUAUUUGUGUAGCAGUCCAGUACAGUAGUGCUGCAAACUACGUUCUCUCGUGGGAAAAAGAUGGAGUUCUGCCAUCCAAAGCCACUGACUUUAAUGGUGUUCUUACCAUCCCCAACUUGACUGAAAGUGACCUUGGCACCUACACGUGCACUGGUUCAGAACCAGGCAGCUCAGAUAGAGCAACAGCCACAAUCACAUUUGGAACGGUUCUUGUAGCCCCUACAGUUCGUAUUGAGCCACGCUACAUCCAGACAUCUGAAGGUGACCGUGUGGACUUCCAGUGUAUAGCAGAGGGCAGCCCCAGGCCAGUUGUCAGAUGGACCAAAGGACCAAGUGAUCCAUUGCCCAGUAACAUCUACACGGAUGAAACUGGAGUGUUCCGAAUCAACUCCGUCAGUUCCACUGACCAAUCAGAGUACUACUGCACUGCCACCAACUCUCAGGGCACCACAUCGGUCAGAACCAUUAUCUACGUUCAGCGCUCCCCAGUCCAAGUGAUCGUCCGUAGAACAAACAUCACUGCAGUCAUAGGUCAGAGUGAGCAGCUGGUUUGUUAUGCCGAGGGAAACAAUGAGGUCAUUCUGGUUUGGACCAGAGAGGGAGGCCUGCCUGUUGGUGCCAUCCAAGAGAACGGUGUCCUGACCCUCUCAAACAUCCAACCCACACAUGCUGGGACCUACAUUUGCACAGGAAGAACUCCGACAGGCAUCAUAGGCACGGCAACUACACGUAUUACAGUCACAGGCACAGCAUACACAACGCCUGCAGUUAGAGUUGAACCAGAAAGGCAAAUCAUUGCCACUGGAACAACUGGCACUAUACACUGCAUCGCCACAGGAGAACCAAAGCCUACAAUAACUUGGUCCAGAGUCAAUGGGCAACUGUCUCCGAAUCAUCAGGUGAGUGGAGAGUACCUGAGAAUCCAGCAGGCAACGAUGGAAGACCGUGGCAUCUAUGUGUGCACUGCCUCAAAUGUUGUAGGCACCACCCAAGUCUCCACUCUUGUUGAAGUUGAACGCCGUGAACCACCAGUGAUUGAGCUGUACCCAGAUGUCCAGGUAGUCAGACCCAUCGGCAGCAGUGCACUAUUCCAGUGCCGAGUUAUUGGUGGGGUCCCACCUCCAGUUGUGACCUGGACAAGGGCGGGUGGCCGUCCAUUCAGCAGCAGAACGGAAGUGAAGGCAGAUAUGGGUGUCAUCAGAUUCAACUCCAUUGGCCCAGAAGAACAAGGAGAGUACAUGUGUUCAGCAGCUAAUGAAAUCGGAACAGUCACGGCUACAGCCAGCCUCAGAGUUGAAGGUCCACCUAUUAUUGAGAUCACCCCAAGUAAACAGAUAAUUUCAUUGGUUGGCGAAAAAGUCAACAUUGAAUGUGUAGGUAUUGGUGACCCAGUUCCCACGGUGUUCUGGAGAUCUGGAAUAAAAAGACGGUCAGACGUGCUGCCAGAAGCCUAUGAUGCCGGUCCAGGAACUGCUGUCCUCCUGUUUGACUCCAUCCAGAAGACUGACGCAGGCCAAUACAUUUGUGUAGCUACCAAUGAGAGAGGCCGGGUGGAGGAGACUGUUGAUGUAUCAGUUAUUGAUGGUGGUGGUCCUGUCCGUCCAAGUGUGUCUAUUACUGGUCCUGAACGUCUAAGUUUGACCGUUGGCCAAAUUCGAUGGAGACGACCUGGAAACCAACCUUUACCCCCAGGACACAGUGUGAGGAAUGGUGUAUUGUACAUUCCCAGAAUAGAGCCAGAAUAUGCUGGAGAGUACAUCUGUUCAGUUGAAAGUGAGACUGUGGGCACAGAGUUUUCUGCAACCGUUUACAUCAUCGUCAGUGUAACACCAAGACUGACCAUCACUCCAUCUCGAGUCACUUCCAGACCUGGUCAGCCUCUCCAGUUGAGAUGUCAGCCUAGUGGACAAGGUCCGUUUACUGUUGAGUGGACUAAGCUUGAUGGACAGCUGUCACCCCAGGCCAGAGAACGAGAUGGAGUGUUAGAGAUACGCCAGGUGACCCGUGCAGAUGCUGGACGAUACAGAUGUGUGGCCACUGGUGCUGGUGGCUCCAGUGAUGGUUUUGCUGAUGUUAUAGUUCUUGCUCCCCCUGUGGUUGAUGUGAUCCCCAAACAGAAUCUGGCUGUGAUCGGAAGUACACUGGAGAUCAGGUGCAACGUCCAGGGAGACCCUCCACCUGAUGUUCAGUGGGAGAAGGAACGUGGACAGUUGCCCCCGCAGCACCAGAUCAGAAAUGGCAUCUUAACAAUCUACAACAUACAACCACAGGAUUCAGGCAGAUACGUGUGCACGGCCUCCAAUGACGCAGGGACUGUAAGUGCAUUCACUAUCGUGACUGUGGAGGAUCCAUUUGUUUCCACUGGUGCAGGAGUCCAGAGAGUAGGAGUUGGUGAUCGUGUGGAGCUGGAGUGUGUUGUCACAGGCUCCGUUUCCCCGGCAGUCACCUGGACCAAGGUUGAAGGUCCUCUGCCUCAAUCAGCCAUCAUAGGUUCUGGCAUUCUCAUCAUCCCAGAGGUCAGGACUGAGGAUGCUGGCACGUACCAGUGUACUGUCACCAACCCUCAAGGCACGGUCAGAUCUCGAGUAGAGCUUGUUGUUCAAAGUCAACCUGUUUUUUCGGUCCAGCAAGAUUACACAACAGCUGCCUUGGGAACCCCAGCUCAACUGAGAUGUGAUGCCUCUGGGUCACCUCAACCUAGAAUUUCCUGGGUCAAGGAGGAUGGAGAAUUGCCAUAUGAGCAUUCUGUGCUUGAAGGUGGUGACUUGUACAUUCCAAAAGUCAGAACAGAAGACAGUGGCACCUACAACUGCCUAGCAUCAAAUACAUAUGGGACCUCUAAGCAUCCAGUGAUACUCUUUGUUGGAGCUUUUGUUCCUUACUUCCAGCAAAAUCCAGUUUCCUACAUCAGCUAUGAGCCAUUGAGAGAUGUCUAUCUGGACUUGGACAUCCUUCUCUCCUUCAGACCUGAAGCCACUGAUGGUCUUCUUUUGUACAACAGCCAGUACAAAACUGAUUCUGGGGAUUUUGUUUGCUUCGGACUCCAGGGACAGUACCCAGAGUUCAGAUUUGAUGUGGGUUCUGGAGCAGCAACCAUCCGGGGAGCUCAACCACUGGAGCUGAACCAGUGGCACACAGUACAUCUGAAGCGUAACCGGAAGAACGGUACACUGUUGGUCAAUGAUGAGCCGCCAUAUUACGGUAAGUCUCCAGGAGACUUCGAGGGACUGGACCUAGCAGAACCACUGUAUAUUGGAAAUGUUCCAGACGUAACACAAAUACCAACCAGUGCCAGGUUUCCUUCAGGUUUUGUAGGUGGCGUCAGCCAGAUCAAAAUUAAGGGCAUAGAUCUCGACCUUGGUGGUGAGGCUCGAGAGAUCAUAAAUGUGGAACAGUACGAGGUCUGCCGAGACAGGCCUUGCUUUAAUGGCGGCUCUUGCCGACCUCACAACAGCAAAUACGGCUUUAUCUGUGAAUGUCCUCGGGGCUUUACUGGAAGCAGGUGUGAGCUGGUUGGAGAACGGUGCUAUUCAGGUGCUUGUGGCCCACAAGGCAAGUGUUACAACCUGCCAGGUGUUUCUGGAUUCAGUUGCGUGUGUCCUUUUGGCUUUUCUGGAGAGGGCUGUGUUCAAAGAAUCAGAGUUGCAGACCCUGCCUUCAAUAAGACAUCAUUUAUCUCAUACCCAACAAUCAGCGGUGGGCUCCUAUCUGUCAGAGUGCGGCUCUUGUUCAAACCAAGAUCCUUGGAAGAUGGAAUCAUCUUGUACAAUGCCCAGAGACAGGAUGGUCAGCAAGACUUCAUUGCUAUUCUUAUCAAAGAUGGCUACCUGGAGUUUAGAUUUGAUAUUGGGUCAGGUGCUGCAGUUUUGAGGAGUCGCAGACCUCUGACACUAAAUGACUGGACCACAGUUUUGGUGGACAGAAAGGGUCUAGAUGCUACGCUGUUUGUCAACAAUGAUGAAGUUGUCAGUGAACAAGUACUACCAAGAGAUGAGCUCAUUUACCCACACUUUGGCAGAGGGGACAUCAAUGGAGGAAUCACAAAUGGAAAUAGGACCAUUGGUUUGAACCUGGAACGACCUUUGUAUCUCGGAGGUGUUGACCCCUUUGAGUCCAUCCACCCCAACACUGGUGUUCGCAAUGGAUUUGUUGGAUGCGUGGGAGAGCUGUCGAUUGGUGACACAUCUGUCCGACUGAUUGAGGAUGCCAUAGAGAGCCUCAACAUUGAAGACUGUGGGGACAGGAGACUUUGUGAGAGGCGGCCUUGUCGUAACGAUGGUCAGUGUGUGGACCUGUCACCCACUCAGUACAGAUGUGCUUGUCCCCAGCAGUUCACAG
Molecule: messenger RNA, 6535 nt
Organism: Candidula unifasciata
Lineage: Eukaryota; Metazoa; Mollusca; Gastropoda; Stylommatophora; Geomitridae
Source: the annotation of a GenBank genome assembly